Pangasianodon hypophthalmus (striped catfish) is the source of this 5569-nucleotide messenger RNA. Its product is annotated as TBC1 domain family member 8. Bases 738 to 3911 code for a protein of 1057 amino acids. Gene Ontology annotation, molecular function: calcium ion binding. The transcript has 20 exons. The record is from RefSeq and is a predicted model, not a curated record. Lineage: Eukaryota; Metazoa; Chordata; Actinopteri; Siluriformes; Pangasiidae.
CUAUGACUUCUGGUACGAAUGACAAGAAAGCAUUAAUUAAUAUCAAACACUGAAGCCAUUUAAUCUAGCCGUGUAAAGUUUAAAUCGGCUCAUCUCCUUCGAAAAGGCAGAUUUAAGAUGAUUAAGCAUUCGUGACAGUGUUUUCCAGAAUGAUUUCCAGAAUAUUGUCAGACUGUUUGUGUUUAUUGGAGAUGUUUGGCAGACAGGACAGAGACAGACAGAAUCUCCUGCUUUCUUUCACCAAACAACUUCAGCUGAAUCAGUUUGGAGCCGAAUCCUGAGUUUAGGAGUCGACUCCUUAAACCCUAAUGAAUCCUAGCCAGGCAGUUACAGAAGCACUGAAUAUCUGAUGGAGGCAAAGUUGAGGCUUUAUCUGUGUAAGGUCAGGGAGUAUUAUCGGGGAAUAAGCAGACUGAUAUCGGUAGUUAGGGAAGAUUUAAAGCAGUGAGAUUUUAUAGACCGCGACUGUACGAGAAUCAGCAAUAACAACAAACAAGCAAACAAACGAACAAACAAACAAAAAAACAAACAAGGUACUCUUCCGGGGGAAAAAAAUAUAUUAUAUCCCUCACCACACCACACACUGGGAGUCAAACUGGGCGCAAAUCACUCGAAAUGCCCUAAAAGUGGUUUGUAAACAAUGCCUCCGAGUGAAAGGAGUGCGGGGAAUUUACUUCCGGUAUCGGGGCGUGACGUAGGCGGCUGGGUUCCUCCGGCGCGCUGGUGUGUGGAGAGAGAUGUGGCUGAAUCCGGCCGAGGUUUCGCUGAAAAAUGCGCUGAAUCUCUGGAUCACGGACAAAUCUAAUGAUUAUUUCCUGCUGCAGCGAAGAAGGGGACAUGGAGACACCGGGGGCAAAUUCACAGGUAUGUUGGUGGGAGCACUGGACACUGUGUUGGACUCAAACGCACGAGUCGCUCCAUUUCGGAUCCUUCUACAAGUUCCGGGUUCGCAGAGCAGCUGGGUCAUCGCUAGCGGAGCCACAGCUGAAGAAAUUCAGAAACACUGGAAAUGGCUGGACCAGAACUUGUUGCCGUACAUGUCGGUAUUUGAGAACAAGCAGGAUGCUGCAAGCUUUGCACAGGGCAAAGUCAAGGGCCUGAUUGCUGAGGAAGUACUGGUUGGCCAGGCAGCGCUGGAUGAUGACCCAACCCGUUUCCGCGAGGCCAUGGUGCGAUUUGAGCAGCGAUUUGGCCUCCCGCUGAAAGAAAAAUUGGUGGCUCAUUACUCCUGCUGCUGCUGGAAAGGUCGAGUGCCACGUCAGGGCUGGAUCUACCUCUCCACCAAUCACCUGGCUUUCUACUCGUUCCUGCUCGGAAAAGAGGUGAAGCUGUUGAUCCCGUGGGCAGACGUCACGGCUCUGGAGCGCGCCACUUUUGGUCUCAUCAACGAUGCGAUCAGAGUUCGGACGCGCCAAAAGCAGCGUGAAUUCUCCAUGUUCCUUGAUGUCGAUGAAGUGAUGACCGUGAUGACUCAGCUGGGCGAUAUGGCGCUGCGAAGACUGUUUGAUAACGGCAAAAUGGAACCGGAUUCCAACAUUACUAAACGGGCACUGGAGCAGCAGGCCCUGUGCCAGUACGUGCUGUCACUCUUCGGCCUCCCGCGUUCUGAGACGCUAAAGGAAGUGAUGCGAUGCGCAGCUUGGACGCCUCACGCCCGAUGUCACACCCCUGGGAAUCUCUAUGUUACGGAAAAUUACAUGGCCUUCAGCAGCCUUCAGGAGGGAAACUGCACCCUCCUCAUCCCGCUCGCCGAGGUGCAGUCUGUGGAGAAAGCAGAGAGCACUGGCGCGCUGCCGAACCCUGUGAUCAUCAGCGUGCGCUCGAAGCGGGCUUUCCAGCUGAUCGAAGUGGCGCGACGAGACCAGCUGGUGGAAAGUCUGAAUGCCCGUCUCCGAGCGCUGCGCUGGCACAGCAACGGCAAAAAGCCUCUGAUUUCCUCCACUCCAUAUUAUACAUUUUGCUACGACACGGACGACACUCUCCAUCCCGUUAUUCUCGAGGAAGCGUUAAUCACCACAUUCCAUACCAGCCAAUCAGAAUCCUCCGAGCUCAGGAGCCUGUGGGAUGAGCACUUUGAGGAGUUCGGCCGCGGCGUGCACAUGUUCCGCACUGAGAAAACGCGAAAACUGGUGGCUGCGGGCAUCCCGGAGUCGCUGCGUGGAGAGAUGUGGCUCACCUUUUCAGAUGCACGGUCCUUUCUGAACACCCACUCACGCGCUUACUCUGAUUUGCUGGCGGAGAGGACAAACGAGCAGACGAGUGACGAGAUCGAGAGAGACUUGCGGCGCUCAUUGCCUGAACACGCCGCGUUUCAGAGCGAGACGGGCAUCGCGGCGCUGCGCCGCGUACUCAAUGCCUACGCCUUCCGCAACCCGGGCAUCGGCUACUGCCAGUCUAUGAACAUUUUAGCAUCAGUGUUGCUGCUCUACACGAGAGAGGAAGAAGCGUUCUGGCUGCUGGUCACAGUGUGUGAGAGAAUGCUGCCCGAUUACUUCAACCGCAGAGUCAUUGGUGCUCAGGUGGACCGCUCAGUGUUUGAGGAGCUGAUCCGUGAGCGAUUGCCGCACCUGGCCGAGCGCGUCCCGGACCUCUCCGCUCUCUCAUCGCUCUCGCUCUCCUGGUUCCUCGCUCUGUUCCUCAGCGCUGUUCCAUUCCGUAGCGGCCUGCGCAUCCUUGACUGCUUCUUCUGCCACGGCGUCAAAAUCAUUUUCCAGCUGGGCCUUGCUGUGCUUGAUGCUAACGUUGAUGAAAUUUGUGCUAGCACCGACGAUGGUCAGUCUCUGAUGAUACUGACCAGUUUCCUGGAGCGUGUCCGAGACGAUGAGGGGUCGUGUGUGAGUUCUGAAGAGACGGGGCCUGCAGGACACAUACAAAUCAGUACUCUCAUCAGUGAUGCAUAUGAGAAAUUUGGGGACCUGACAGUAAAGCAGCUGGAAAGGAUGAGAUCGAGACACAGAAUCCAAGUGCUGCAGGCCCACGAGGACACCUCUAAAGAGAACACACUGCGUCUUGUCUCGCCUGGUGUCUCGCUCUCUCAGGAGAAUCUAUCAGAACUCUACGACCUCUUUAAGACGGAACAUUUCAUUAACCUGUACUGGGGAGACGGAGUGUGUUCUGCCUCUCUUGAACAGUACCAACUGGACCGAGCCCAGUUUAAGAGCCUCUACCAGCUGCUGAUGCCUUGGCAGUGUGGAUCACACACAGAUACAAUGGCACAGAGAACCUUCAACCUGCUGGACCAAGAUGGACAAAACCACAUCACAUUCAGCCAGUUUGCCCGCUGGAUAGACACUCUGUACUGUGAAGAGCUGAAUGAGAAAGUCCGGCUUCUCUAUCGUCUCCACAUUCCACCCGCCCUGACUGAGAACGAAGGCAAUCCUUCUCCUGUGAAGGCUCCCAUCCUUUCCACCAACAGACCUCUCUGCGUCAACCUGCCCAAUGGAGAGGGGAAAAGCUACGAAGAGCAGCUGAAGCAGAUGUUGAAGGACUUGGGCAAGGAGAAAGACAAAGGCGUGGAGAAACCCCUCCCUCACAUGAAACAGCGAGAGUUUGUGCAGUUUUGCAAGACGCUCUGCAGCAUGUUCCACGGCAUCCCCGGGGAAAACGAACUCUUCCAAGCCAUUGCUGUGGUCACCAGUUUAGUGCUGCAGAUUGGUGAGGCCCGGCACAAGGGAGCCGAACCGAAGGAAUCGGACCAAACAGCCUCUGUUUCUGGGAGAGGAAGCGUGUCAGAUGCAGAAACUGAUUGGACAGUGAGUUUUGAGCAGAUCUUGGCCUCGCUGCUGACCGAGCAGGUACUUGUAAACUUCCUGGAGACUCCAGUGGAUCUCAGUGGGAAGAUUGCAUCGGCGAAGGAGAAGCAGUAUCAGCAGCGUUCAGGACUGCUGAUGGUCCAGCACAGUGUCAGCUGAGACCUGGACCUUCCUAGACUGGUCUCUGUAGAUGCUUGAGUAACAGGAAGCUGUGAUUAUGUAGCCAUUUUCUUGGGUUUUGCUCAAUCCAUGGUUUGUAGUGAGACAGAAGAAAACACCAGGGAUAGGCUAGAGGCUAAAGUAUGUGCCAUAUCGAGACAAAAAUGAUGUUUCAGCUGAUCCCUGAGGAAACAGAAGACGUAAAAAAGAUUGUACGCUGGAAUAAAAGUAUUAGAAUCAAUAAAGUCCUUCGAAAUAGGGGAAAAAAAAUUUAGUUUUCUCAGUUGAUGUUCCAAGAAAGAAUGAAAUAAUAUUGGUUCAUCGACCAUUAGUCGUUUAAGUCCUGCAGUGAUUCAAUCUCAGUUCUGUAGUUCCUCACAUUCAGCUCAGUUCUAGAACUAUGAAAGAAAAGAAGUACAAUCAGAGAGAAUUCUAGAUCAGUAUUGUCCUUCUAGAUCUCUAAGAUCACAGAAUGAUUCUAAAUUCCAUACUGAAUUCUAAAAGAGUCUUGGCUGCUGUUGUUGAACAGCACCAGCUGAGAUAUGGACCAGCUCGGGUUGGUCUUUUAACAUCUUUUACCUUUUAUUCAGAGAUGGUCGUGGUUUAAUUGUACAGUGGUUCCCGACCUGGCUACUGGAGCACGACUGCACUGCAUACAUUACUAUUUUUCCUGCUCAGAACUCUUAUUGUUUUUACCCCAUUUUUGGUCAAGUUGGUCAUUUGCAAAUUACCACUGACCGACCUGCCAGCUCUCCCUGAUCACACGACAGCUGGAGAUCUGCCAGCCCUGAAGGGGGAACAAUGUGUAGUCUGCAGAGGGUUUAAUGUUUUUGAUAUAGUCCUUGCACAAUUCACCUGCAUAAGGUAGAAACUGUAUUGCGAUUAUCACCAGGAGCUUUUGGGAGGGUGCGGGGGAGGGUGUAUGGGGGGUGUAUGAGGGUUAGGAGGCAAGAGGGGUUGUACGGUGAGCUGCCGCUUGCCUGGCAGUUACUGUGAAACCCCGUAUGUACAAACGUACCUCAACAGGCUUGGCCACGGUUUUUGAAUACACCUUAAUUAAAUACGUGGGAAUCAACGGUGUACAAAUCGUAUAGUGGGCUGUAGGCUAUACGUUCUGGCUACUACUGUUUCUCAUUGGAAUGUGGGGGGGGGGGGGGGGGGGGGUUUGUAAGUGACACAUCGCUUGCUAAUAUGAUUUGUACAGGGAAGGGACUAAAACGAGAUUUAAGUAGAGUAUCUGAUCCUCUUGGUAUCCCUGGAGGACCAUGAAGAGGAUCCUACUGGCCCAGUGAUGACGGAAAUGAUCUGCAUCAUCACCUGGUUGUUUCUGGACCAUUAGAGGGAAGCUGGUCUUUCCUUAAUUAAAUAAACCACUAAACCAUGGGGCCAAAGAAUUUAAAAUGUGAUGUUCUUAUGUCAGUGAUGACAAUUGCAUCUUAAAAAGAGAAAACAGUGCCUUAAAGAUUAAACACCACACUCUUGUAUGUAGCACACACACCACUGAUGUGAGGAAAUAAAAGUUGCUGUCUUUUUAUUUUUGAUUGUUUAUUUUUUUCCACAAUCUUCAAAACAAGUCCAAAAUGAAGUGUUUUUUUUUUCUUUUUUUUUUAAUGUCAAUGCUAAGUGACUGUUUCUGUGAAGCAUUACAAAAUUCUGUA